AUGUCGUGCGUCAGCCUGGUCAGCUGUCAUACAUCCACGCGCACUGCUCUAACGAUACUAGACGACCGUUUAUUUGGGCAACAUAUAAAUGUGAAUUUUCAACUGUAGCGCAGUGAGUGAAAGAAUUGAUCUCUCCCGGUGGAUUAAAGCAGCACAGACGGAGAAGUGGUUUGACGUCGGAUUUUUUUUUUCGAUUGUUUUCCGCGGUUGUAACGUUGCGGAGUUGCUAAGCUAAGCUAAGCUAAGCUAAGCUAGCCGCAGAGUUCCUCUAGUCGGCUUCAUUAGCCGAGAAGCUAAUGUAGUUCCGGUCAGUGUGCGCACAGAGUGGUUGGGAAGUUUUUUAUUAUUAUUAUUAUUAUUAUUAUUAAUUAAAACAUAUAUAUAUAAUCAUUUAAAUUUUAGGACCGAAUAUGAAGGCAUUCCACAAUAGCUGUCGCCGAGUAGUGGCCGCUUGCUUUCCGCUAUGAGCACUUUAAAAAUCGACGUUACGUCCACGUCGUGUUUGAGCGCCGCCGGUAGAGACUCGCUGGUCAGCGGCACCAACAACAACACGGAGUGGGAUGUGUUUGCCUGCUGCCACGAUAUGAGCCCCAUGACCGAUGCGAUGCAGGCGGGGAUGUCCUCGGUCCAGUCUGGGCUGGACGGACACCUGCCGAUGCUACACGGCAGCACCCAGGACGGUUUGUUGCUGGCGCUGGAUUCCUCGGCCGCCUAUCUGGACGAAGGGUCUCCGGACUACAGCGACGGGAGCACCAUGGGCCCGCUGUUCGAGAGGCGGAAGAGGUCGAGGUCCAACAGCUCCAGACACCGCUUUAACGACGUGGUGGAGGAGCUCGGUCCCGAGGAGGUGCGGUGGUUCUACAGAGAGGACAAGAAAACUUGGAAGCAAUUCGUUGGACACGAUUCGCUUAAAAUAGAGUUGAUGUACCGUAAAUUCUGCGAGCUGAACCCCGUUAGAGAAGCCUGCAACGGAUCGGCACCGUUGGAGACCAGCACCAACAGCGUGGACACUUCUUUGUCCUCAGAAGAAGACAGGGAUCUUGAUGGCAUUGAAGUCAACGUGGAGAAAGUGUGUGUCCGAGGAGGACUCUAUGAAGUGGAUAUUAAAGAGAGGGAGUGCUAUCCAGUUUACUGGAAACAACAGGACCAUAUUCCAGUUAUGAGAGGCCAGUGGUUUAUUGAUGGUACGUGGCAUCCAUUAGAUGAAGACGAGGGCGACCUCAUUGAGCAAGAGCACCUCAACCAUUUCCGCGGGCAGCAGAUGCAGGACACCUUUGAGACAGAUAUGGUGAUCAGAACUGUCGACAGUAAAGAUGUUCUCUCCCACCUACCCCCUUUCUACCUCCCGUUUCUAUUCAAAUGGAGUGGAUAUCAGACGAGUGCUAGAACUACAUGUCACAAGCGCAAACGCAUUCAAGCCAUUCACAGUCUAAAGCUGAGUCGGAGCCAUGUGGACUGGCACAGCGUGGAUGAAGUCUAUCUCUACAGUGAUGCCACCACAUCCAAAAUUGCACGCACAGUCACCCAGAAACUGGGGUUCUCCAAAGCUUCGAGCAGUGGAACACGACUCCAUCGGGGUUAUGUUGAGGAGGCCUCCCUUGAGGACCGGCCUCCUCAAACAACACAUGUUGUCUUUGUCGUCCACGGCAUUGGACAGAAGAUGGACCAGGGACGUAUUAUUAAAAACACUGGAAUGUUGAGGGAGGGGGUGAGGAAAAUGGAGGAGAAACACUUUUCAGAGCACAAUGACGAGCAUGUGGAAUUCCUGCCUGUGGAGUGGCGCUCCAAACUGGCACUGGAUGGAGAUACAGUAGACUCGAUCACACCAGACAAACUGAGAGGACUACGAGACCUUCUCAACAGCAGUGCCAUGGACAUUAUGUACUACAACAGCCCCCUUUACCGGGAUGAGAUUACCAAAGGUCUCACUCAGGAGCUGAACAGGCUCUACAGUCUUUUCUGCUCACGCAACCCUGAGUUUGAGGAGAAGGGAGGCAAAGUGUCCAUCGUGUCCCAUUCACUUGGCUGCGUCAUCACCUAUGACAUCAUGACAGGAUGGGACCCUGUACGCUUUUGCCUGCAAGAGCACCAUGCUGUAGAAGAAGAGCUGGACCUACGUUGGAUAUCCUAUGAAGAAAGGCACCUAUUAGAGCAGUUGCGACUCACAAGGAAGAGGUUACGAGAACUAGAAAAUCAACUCCUCAGCCUGGAGGCUUCUAAGCCUUCCACACCUCCAGCCCUCAAGUUUAAGGUGGAGAACUUUUUCUGCAUGGGUUCACCACUGGCAGUGUUCUUAGCGCUGAGAGGGAUCCGCCCUGGAACCAGCGGCCACCAAGACCACAUCAUGCCAACCUCCAUUUGCAACAGACUCUUCAAUGUCUUCCAUCCCACAGACCCAGUGGCCUACAGAUUGGAGCCCCUUAUCCUCAAACAUUACAGCAACGUGGCACCUGUUCAAAUACACUGGUGUAGUGCUACAAAUCCCACACCCUAUGAUGAAAUCCGGCCUACCUUCUUAAACCCAGUGAAAGACCCGACAUCUGACACUGACAGCAUCCCCAGCCCGAGCUCAUCUCCGGUUCUCCCACGUAGACACUAUGGCGAAUCCAUUACCAGUCUGGGCAAGGCCAGUAUAAUGGGAGCAGCCAGCAUAGGGAAGGGCAUCGGGGGCAUCCUUUUCUCGCGUUUCUCUCGCUCCAGCAGCCAGCCCUCAGUGUCUGGAGGAGUGGAAGGUGGAGUCAGCACUGAGGAGGAGGAGCAGAAGAGAACAGAAAGUCAGUCAGCCUAUAGCCUCUCCACCAUGACUCGACUCAACUCGCCCACGGUUGACCCCUCUCUGGAGCUGGAACGACGCAUCGACUUUGAGCUCCGAGAGGGUCUCGUAGAGAGCCGCUAUUGGUCAGCUGUGACCUCACACACGGGAUACUGGUGCUCACAUGACAUUGCACUCUUUCUGUUGACCUUCAUAUACAAACAGAAGAUGACACCUUCCCAUCCAGCAGAAGAAAACCUGGAACCAGACCCAAACAGCACGUUUGGUGGAGCACAGACUUAAAAUAAGCUCAAAAUACACUGAUUUGUUUGAAACCUCUUCCAGCUCAUGACAGUUAUUGACAGACUGACUUGUACUUUUAUUCCGAGACACACACUUUUUUUUUGGUCUUCGUCUAGUUUGUGCACAAUGGCUCGCCCCGCAGGUGACUGCCACCGCUGAGGUGGUGCACACAUUGGCAAUAUGACCUCAAGCACACCAUACGGUUAUACUGCAAGAAUCUAAUGAGUUUGAUCCAUAGAUGUUCGUCACACUCAAGGGAAGAGCGUCCAAACGUCAUCCCAGCAACUCUUCAGUCUGAAGCCUCACAGGCGGAAGCAGUUGAUUAAAUGGCCUGAAGUUUACUGAUCACAAUGUCCAGGCUUCGACUUCUCUCAGAUCGUGAGACAAACUAUUCUGCAACACGACCACCUCAGCUUUCACUGUUACCCAAUAAUUUACCUUCAUUUUAACAGAAAGCUGGUACAUCACCCAGAAAAUUGUUUUUUGUCCUGACAAACUCACAAAACAAAAAAAAACCUGUUCAGGUGCUAUGGCUUAAAAAGGUAAUUCUAAAAAGCAAAUGUGGCGUCUUUCCAAAGUCCAAUCCAAUGUGUAUGUAUGUUUAGGCAUUUAUUUAUAACGGGGCAUUUUCUUUUUCUCCUGAGUGUUUUUUUUGUUUUUUUGGAAGUGUGAAGAUAACAUGCAUCCAUGUGUGUGUGUUUGCUCAUUUCCCUCUGGGGUUAUUUCCAUUCUCCCACUUUUGUCCAUGAUGUGAAAUCUGAAAAAAUGUUUUGUUUUAUAUAUAUAUAUAUAUAUAUAUAGAACACAGUUCACUACAACAGCAUUCCAUUUUCAUGUUUACUUUUCCACAGCACUGGUUUUAGACGUCACUAAUGUAACAGCUGCAUCUCAGCCCUGAUGUAACAUUACGGUCUCCAUGAGACAGAUUUACAGUAGUAGAGGCUCAAAUAUUGUCAUCAACUUGAAGAACUGCAGAUAUACUGUAAUCAGUUUAAAAAACAAAAAGGUUUGCUACAUGAAACAUUCAAUCUCAUUUUAGAAAUACUAAUGCUAGAAUCAGAAUUUGACAGAAAAUAGGUUGUUUCACUGGAACAAGAUUUUUUUUUUCCUUAAUUUAAAUGUUUUUCUUAUGUACGUAUUCUUUUUUUUUUUUUUUAAGCUUUGGAUCUCAUCUUGGUAAAUGGGAUUGAAACUGGUGGCCAAAUAUCCUUUUUUUUUUUCUUCUUCUUCUUUAUUCUCUUGACGUUGUUAUGCAAUUGAGUUGCCUGGACUGUAAUUUUUUUUUCCAUGUAAGGGUUAUGUGGAGUAUUUCACACAAAACUUAUUUCAACUUUGCCUUCUUUGUUGAGCUGGUCACUAAUUCACACUUUACCCUUUGCCUCAGUCGAUGUUAGGUUGUCAUUUUAUUUGUGUAAAUGUUGGGUUAAAGGUCAAGUCUUGCACACUGGGUAUUGUUUACCAUGAAUUUUGCCUUAGGUUUGCAACAUGACAUACAUAUAAGGGCAAACUGACAGAGCUCUAACACGUUGUUAGCAUUUUUACUUUAGUUGUAAUUUAAUGUGGGUUGUUUUUGUUUUUGUUUUUUUGUUCCCCUUUGCCCUCGCAGUACGUUCUUGAGUAACUAGAUGUUGCAGCCAAAGACUGUGGGGUGAUAAUGGCCACCUGUAUUACUUCACUGACCGACAUGGGGCGUUUAAACUUAGCUGUCCAGGUUUUGUGCAUGUUAUAAUAGGCCAAUCCUUGAAAUACCAGACUCCAUUAAUUAAAAGGUUUAGAAUUAAAUCCAGUUUGGAUUCAAAGUUUGGUCAGCUAUUUCCAGACACAAACACUGUCUCUGCAAAAUGUUACUGAAAUCCGUCUUUUUUUAGUUUUCAGACACUGGCAAUCACAUAACCUUUGACCCUCCUCUGUUAGUUUGAGGAGACAACUAAGCAAAUAAAUCUCUCAUUUAAUGAAAUGUGAAAGUUUGGGAAAGAAAGCAUAACUGGUGAAGGGGCCAACAUGAUGCAAGAAAACUGACUAGAAAACCAUUUGUGAUUGUUUAUGGGUUUGUAAUGAAAUAAUUUAUUACACAGGGGAUGAAGACAUAGCUCUAUCAUCUGAGUAAUAUUUCUGAGGUGGCAGUCAUGGCUCAUUUAACAAAAAUGUGCUUAAGGUGAAAUUAUUGAAGGAUUUAUUCACGUUUGCCAAGAUGUGAAAUGUUGUUGUGCUGCUCAACACAAUCAAGGGCUGAUGACUGUCCGCUACAGAGGAGAAUCUGAGUUUUUCGUGUUUCCAAAGGCUUAAAGUAUUACAGAAGUAGUGAAAAGUAAGGGAGUGGGAUGUAAUCUUUUGGUUCUUGCACAUGGUGUAUCAUCAGCUAUGAAAUGUAAAUAAAUUGCAAAGUAACCCCCUGCUACACCUGAAUUAAAUUUAUCUUUUGUUCAUUAUGCUCUAAAACAAAAAUCAAUGCAUAAAACAGUCAGAAAUUUCCCAGCCUUGUGUUUUUUUGUUUCUGUAUCUCAACAUCCCUGUAAGAUUUGCAUUUGUCAUCUUAUUUGUUUCAAAAUGUAUGUGAAAUUUGCACUUUUUCUGUCAUGGCAAUUGCAGAUAUCAGUUCAUGUUGCUGACUAACAAUUUAUAGCAGCUUAAACUGGACAAAAAAAACUAAAUAUGUUGCAAUAUUGUAAUUUUAACUACAUGAGCAUUUAUUGUACAGCCUUUUAAAAAUAAAAGUAUAUAUUUUCUUGGUAAAAGCACCAUCAGCAACAGAGAAAUGUACUGUUACAUAUUUUGGAGAUUUAACGCUUAUUAAACACAGUUUGAAGCCAUAAUCAUUUGUUGCUCUCAUGGGUGUGUCAGUAUUGUUAUUCAAAUGCUCAGAGGCUUUUAAAGCCCUGCAGCCAUAUGUUUAAAAAAAAAGUUCCAAGAUAAGAGAAAUAUGCAUUGAAUUUAUUUGGUGGAUAAAUGUGAUAUUCAGCUCCCACUGAUGCUCAAACAUCAAAUGGAUGUUGAUGAACGUGCUGUCAGCUGUGCAAUAACCCAUGCCUGUAAUGGAUUCUGCUAUCUAAAACGUAUUUAUUUCCUUUUAUUAAAGCAUCUUUUUUCGACAUGGUGA
Molecule: messenger RNA, 6152 nt
Organism: Thalassophryne amazonica
Lineage: Eukaryota; Metazoa; Chordata; Actinopteri; Batrachoidiformes; Batrachoididae
Gene: ddhd1a
Product: DDHD domain containing 1a
Exons: 14
Coding region: 464-3055 (863 amino acids)
Cellular component (GO): cytoplasm
Molecular function (GO): glycerophospholipase activity; metal ion binding
Source: RefSeq, a predicted model, not a curated record